AUGUCCGCCCACGCAUACCCAGCCAGGAUCGCCAACACCGACCACAGGGCACGCUGUCUCGUCCAGUUCCGGUCCAAGGACAUCGCGCUCGAGAAGUACAUUUACCUCAACGGUCUCAAAGGCAGAGACGCGAACCUCUUCUACGACAUGCUCCUCGAAAACAUGCAGGAAAUGGUCCCCAUCCUCUACACGCCCACUGUCGGCGAGGCGUGCGUGAACUAUUCGCACAUCUGGCGCCGUCCGGAGGGGCUCUACAUUUCGAUCGAGGACCGUGGUCGCAUCCGUGAAGUGCUGAGAUCCUGGCCGAACCUCCAUGACGGACGCAUCGCGGUCGUCACCGACGGUUCUCGAAUCCUUGGCCUGGGCGACCUCGGAGCCAACGGCCUCCCGAUCAGCCUCGGAAAACUAGACCUGUACAUCGCCGCCGCGGGCAUCAAGCCCUCAUCCACCGUGCCAAUUUGUCUUGAUCUCGGGACCAACACCCAGCGGUACCUGGACGAUCCGCUCUACAUCGGCGUGCGCCGGACUCGGCCCGGCCCGGACGAGAUGGAUGGGUUCAUGGACGAGUUCAUGGAUGCCAUGACCGAGGUGUUCCCGCAGCUGCUCGUCCAGUUCGAGGACUUCUCCACCGACAACGCGUUCCGGUACCUGGACCGUUACCGUCAGAAAUACCGUGUCUUCAACGACGAUAUCCAAGGAACGGGCGCGGUCAUCCUCGGUGGUUUCACGAACGCCGCCAGGCUUGCGUCGGAAGCGUCGAAGAAGCCUCUGUCGGAGCACAAGAUCCUGUUCUUCGGCGCAGGGUCGGCGGGUAUCGGUGUCGCGAAGCAGCUGACGGCGUUCUUCACAUCUGCUGGCCUGAGCCCGGAAGAGGCUCGUCGACGCAUCUACACUGUAGACUCAAAGGGCCUAAUCACUGCGGACCGCAAGGGGUUGCAAGAGCACAAGAAGUUCUUCGCUAGAACUGACUAUCAGGGACCUCCGCUGACGAACCUUGUGGAUAUCAUCAACCACGUCCAGCCUACUGCGCUCCUUGGGUUGAGCACACAAAGGAAUGCGUUCACGGAAGAAGUCGUGAAGGCCAUGUCCGCGUUGAACGAGCGGCCAAUCAUCUUCCCUCUCUCAAACCCUGUUAGUCUGAGCGAGAUAGAUUUCGUCGAUGCCCACUACUGGUCAGAAGGGCGCGCCAUAUUUGCGUCCGGCAGCCCCUACAAGCCCAUAGGUGAUCGUGAGGCAGGGCAGGGCAACAACAUGUACGUGUUCCCAGGUAUCGGACUCGGCUCGAUCCUGUCGCGCACCGCGCACGUGUCGGACGCGAUGGUCGAGACAGCGGCGAUGGCACUCGCAGGCUCUCUGACCCCCGAGGAAAGCGCCGCGGGCCUCGUCUACCCUCGCAUCGAGCGCAUUCGGGAUAUCAGUGCAACCGUUGCCACUGCGGUAAUCAGGCAGGCACAGAAAGAGGGGCUCGACAUAAAUGGAUACCUCCGCACUCUGCCUGAUGCGGAACUGCUGGAACUUGUCAAGGACAAGAUGUGGGAGCCUCCAGCGGGGCAGCCACGCGAGGUCGGCCGCCUGUGAGAUGAGGCUUUGUGACCCAGGGGAAAGGACCUGGGCAAGGACAAAAUUACUGUUAUGAUGAUAAUAAGAGACUGAUAGGUUUUAGCUAGUUCGGAUAACAUUAUGAAUGUUUAAUCGUGGAUGCAAUUCAGAGCUUAUGGUUACAAUCGCAUUAUAUCAGAGUGGCGGUUACGCGUCUUCGUUGAGGUCUAUCGCGAUGUCGCCGAAGGUAUCUUUUAGUUUCCAUUGCGAGAUCGCGAAACGAUGGUUGACAGGUUUGAGCGCAGGAAGGCACGCGACACUCCCGCAUCCACCGGUUUUAGGCAUUGGGAAGAGAUAGAUGACUUCCUUCACUCGGGAGUGGAGGAGCGCCAUGCUGCACAUAAUGCAUGGCUCGUGCGUAGCAAAUAACGUGAGGCCGGUGAGAAGAUAGUUCAUGCCGUUACGAGUGCCGUCCGCUGAGCCUUCGUCCUGAUCUAUAGGGUGAGUCGUAGAUGAUCCAGUAUUCUGUGAUGCUCGGAAGUCGGCAACUUUGCGGACACAGUUCAAUACUGCGUGCCGUAGUGGGUGGUUCGUAGACGCCCUUAUGUCGUGAGCAAAGAAGGUCUCGGAGAAUGUGUCGGCUUCUUCGUAAGGUGGCGGAACAGAGACUGCUAUCGGGAGCUCUCCAUUGUGUUUUGCUGCCCGCGCCUCGCUGACGAGUUGCCGCACGGCAUUGUAUGCCCAGCGCACCUUGCCACGAGACCAGGGUUCAAACUCCCAUUUCCGUCGCGGUGCGUACACCGUGGGCCAGAGGGUGUUCUUCAAUUGCAGGGAAUUCUGUGUGAGCGCCUGGUUACACGGCACUGGUAGCUGGUAUGGAGGGGGCAACUCCAGCGUCUCCGGAAGGGCUGGUGGUUCUUCCCAGGUGCCGAGAAGAAGGGAAGUCAACUCCUCCUGUCGCCGUAUCCGUUUAAGAUGUGCGAGAUCGGGAGAAUCAAGGUCGGAUUGUUUAAGCCAUUUGAGCAUGGUGGCGAUAUCUUUUGUAUGAGGAAUGUCGACCACCCAGGCUUGCAUGGUUUGGAUGGACUCCAUGUCUUCCUCCUCGACCUCAAGGGACAGUCUUGUUCUGGUGAAGGGCAGGUCAUCCUCCUGCACAUGUUCCUGAGGAUCUUCAGCGUCCGGUAGUGCAUUGUCUCUAUCAUCAGCUGCGAUAUUAGUGAGACCACCCCAUGCAUCCUGGUCGACCUCUGCAAUGGGCCCAUCCCCUUUGUCUGAGCAGCCAACUGGAUCGAACCAAAGCUUGUGGCCGUAGAAUAUGCACAGCUCUUCGUCAGGUUCAAUACUUCUGGAUGCGAUAUACCGUAUGGUCUCAUGUGAUGAAUCUACUUCAUAAGACACAUUUGGUCGGUCUGAAUGAUUGAACAAGGAUCCGAGUCCCAAAGCGAGAGCCAUACGACCGUCUUUCGAGUUGAAAGUGUAGUGAUCAAGAAGUGUAUGUUUGCCAUGUGCGUCAUACUCGUCCUUGGAAAACAACAACACAGGGCUGGCUUCGAUCACCGUCCGAGGUGCUAUGCGAUGAGAUGCAUAUACACCGCGUCCUUUGCCUUCAGAGACCUUGACAUGACAUUGUUCCGAGUUCAAUAGCCAUCGUCCCUCUGUUUCAUUGCUCG
Messenger RNA from Coniophora puteana RWD-64-598 SS2, 3209 nucleotides. Its product is annotated as malate dehydrogenase. Gene Ontology annotation, biological process: malate metabolic process; pyruvate metabolic process. Gene Ontology annotation, cellular component: mitochondrion. The coding region runs from base 1 to 1578 and encodes 525 amino acids. Gene Ontology annotation, molecular function: malate dehydrogenase (decarboxylating) (NAD+) activity; NAD binding. The transcript has 18 exons. NCBI's taxonomy places the organism in Eukaryota, Fungi, Basidiomycota, Agaricomycetes, Boletales, Coniophoraceae. The record is from RefSeq and is a predicted model, not a curated record.